Neohortaea acidophila is the source of this 398-nucleotide messenger RNA. RefSeq lists its product as uncharacterized. NCBI's taxonomy places the organism in Eukaryota, Fungi, Ascomycota, Dothideomycetes, Mycosphaerellales, Teratosphaeriaceae. The record is from RefSeq and is a predicted model, not a curated record. The coding region runs from base 78 to 380 and encodes 100 amino acids. The transcript is spliced from 2 exons.
GCCAUUACAGUACAGCCUACAUACGUUAGAUUAGGGGGGAUGCAUAUAUAGUAGGAUAUUUGAAGAAGCCACACAAGAUGGAGGAAUCUAGGGGAGGCAUUAAGUAUUUCUACCAUAUACUAGAGUGGCAGAUUAUUGUUUGCAAGGAAUGUCAGCACGCCGUGUGGCCACAAGAGGUUCCACGGCAUUUACAAGGCAAGCAACACCAGGUUCUAUUACAAGCGGCCCGAGCCAUUGCCAUAGAGGUACAAGAAUGGCCUGGAGUAAUUCACAAUAAGACCGAUUUGGCUAUUCCGCUAUAUAUCCAUGGGCCUAUUGCCGAGUUGCCAUUAUACACUGACGGAUUGCAGUGCCGUGUAGAGCCCGAGAGGUGUUCAUAGAUAUUCCGUGAUUAGAAG